CGAUUACAAUAAUAAGUUUACCAUACAAUUUUAAUGGGUCGGUUAGACUUUAGUAAUUCCUUCGGUUAAAGCAAUGGAUGAUGAAAAAUUUUUGAUCAAAUUGAAUCAAAAAUUAAAUGAUCAAUCAAGAAAUGAUCGUUUGGAAAAUGUUUUUGAAUUGAAUAUGAAAUUAUUGAAUAAUGAACUGAAAAAUUUGAUUGAAAAUGAUUUGAAUCGUGAAAAAUUAUUAGAAUUUGUUGAUUGUAAUAAACCAUUAGAUUUUGGACAAAUAUUUGACCCGGAAGAAUUUAUUGAACAACGUUUUCAAUAUUUUGGUUCCGGAUCAUUUGGUAAUGCUAUACUUAUGUAUCGUGGACGACGGUAUACGGAAAAAAUGAUUAAAGCAAUAAAAUGUUUACCCGAAAAAUUAGCAACAAAUAUUUAUUCAUCAGCAAUGAGUUAUUCGGAUGUUUGUAAAGAAGUUGUUUGUUUAAAAAUUUUAUCACAACUUUCAUCCGGUGUUACAAUUGUUGAAAAUCAAUCAAUUAAUGAAAGUGAUCAUGAAUUUGGUGAUUCAAAUCUGUCAACACGAAGACGAUUGACUAAUGAUUCGAAUGAAUCAAGUAAUGAUUCGAAUGAAGAUGAUGAUGCUGAACCAGAACCAAUUGUCGAAUCAAGACGUCCACGUAAACGAUAUCGUUUUAAAACCGGUUGUUUUCCAAUUGUAUCCAAAAUUUAUCUUUGCCAUAAUGAAGCAAAAUCAUUAAUAAAUUUUGAAUCACUUAUACCAUCAUUGGAUGAAAGUCGUCUACCACAGAAUAAUAUUCUUGAAACAAUCAUUAUAGUUAUGGAACAUUGUGGUUUACAGUUACGUGAACUAAUGGAUCAACAAAUGAUUCAACCAUUUGCAUUGAUAUCGAUAUUCAAACAGAUUGUCAUAGGUUUGGCUAUUGCUGAAAGUAUUUAUAAUUUUGAACAUCGUGAUCUUCAUAUUGAUAAUAUUAUCUGUAAAGAAGUUGAAACACGUUGGAUAAAAUUUGUUUUCAAAUCGAAAAAAUAUAAAAUUCUUUCGUUGGGGUUUGAAGCAAAAAUUAUUGAUUUUGGUUAUUCACGUAUUAAUGAUGGUGAUAAAAUUUAUUAUAAAAAUUUGGAUGCACUUGAUUAUGAUUCAGAUAUGGAUGAUCCAUAUAAUGCAAUGGCAAAAUUAUUUAAUCGACAAAAUGGUGGUGGUGGUGGCGGUCAAUGGUCCGAUUAUUCAAAUCGUACAAAUUUUAUAUGGAUAAAAUAUUUAGUAAAAAAAUUAUUAGAAUAUAUGGAUAUCUGUUAUAAGGAUAAUCAUCGAAAAACAACAGCAACAACAACAACAACAACAAUAUCAAUAGCAACGAUACGACAAGAGUUACCGGGACCAUCAAUAACUUUUUGGUAUCGAAUAUUGGAUAGACGUUUUGGUCCGAAACAAUUACUACUGAAACCAUGGCAAAAAGUUUUAAUCGAUCAGGCUACAUUUAAUCCUUCGAUUCAUAUGAUGGCAAUUAUUAUGUUAGGAUUGAUGAGUCAAGAAUCAUUUAAAGAAAUUAAAACUAAUAUCGAAGAUAAAUAUGUUGAUAUUAUGAAAAAUAGUUAUAAAGUUUGGCCUGCUGUACAGAUGGUUAAUUUCUAUAUGAUUCCAUUGAAUUAUCGGUAA
Molecule: messenger RNA, 1666 nt
Organism: Dermatophagoides pteronyssinus (European house dust mite)
Lineage: Eukaryota; Metazoa; Arthropoda; Arachnida; Sarcoptiformes; Pyroglyphidae
Biological process (GO): mitotic cell cycle; protein phosphorylation; intracellular signal transduction
Cellular component (GO): cytoplasm; membrane; nucleus
Molecular function (GO): histone H3T3 kinase activity; ATP binding
Source: RefSeq, a predicted model, not a curated record